GGCCACCGUUGACGCUCAACACUGAUUCAAGAGAUGGACUUCUUUGAUCCCCAAACCAUUACACUGUUCAUGCUCUCGGCUAAUGAACGAAUGGCAGUCCAACUUCCUCUCGCGGGACUCUCCUUUCUAAAUAUCGCGGAGUUUCCUUCUGUUUUGUAUGUGUGUGGCAGGCGUAGUUUCGGGCAAGUCUAAGAAAGGUGGAGACUUUCGGGAUAACUUCCUGUACAGUAAUCUUGAUAUCGUUAGCUACAAAGAUAGGUUUGGUUGGCUAUUCAAGCAAAGACGAAUGGCUUAAGUAACGGUGUGCUAAACUUGAUUAUCGGUAUUGAAUUAAAUACACAUACAGUAGCUAGCGUUCAAGCUGCUAUAUAACUCAAGCAACCGGAUAGCAGAUUCCAAACAUCUCAUAUAGCGAGACGGUCCUGGCCACAUUGAAGGACAGUAUGGUAGAGGUUGUGGUGGAGUAUGAGUACGAAGCCCUCCAUGAAGAUGAGCUGACCCUUAGGCUGGGAGAAGUGAUCAGGAACGUCCGCAGGAUCGAGGAGGAGGGAUGGAUGGAGGGAGACCUCAACGGGAAGAGAGGACUCUUCCCUGACAACUUCGUCAAGGAGAUGAAGAAGGAGCCCAAGGAGGUGAAUGUGACAAAAGAGGAGGCCAAGGAGGAGGCGCAGCCCCAGCGGAGAGAGAAGAGUGCAGGGAAUGUGGCCAACCUGGUCCAGCGGAUGAGCACCUACGGCAUCCCAGCUGGGGGCUUCCAGCCACACUCACAGCCCCGCGGUCUCAAGAAGAAACCUAAGAAGCGGCAGUGCAGGGCUCUGUUUGAAUACGUGCCCCAGAACGAGGAUGAGCUGGAGCUGAAGAUAGGGGAUAUCAUCGACAUCAAUGAGGAGGUGGAGGAAGGCUGGUGGAGUGGAACCAUGAAUGGCAAAUCAGGACUGUUUCCCUCCAACUUCGUCAAAGAGAUGGAGACGAACGCAGACGGACAGACAAAUGACUUAACAGAUGAAGCCGACGCCAGUGGUAAAGAAGCUCUGCUCCCCCCCUCCCCCACCCACCCCUCUCCAGGCAAUGGAGUGAUCACCCAGCCCAAGAAGAUCCGGGGGGUGGGCUUUGGGGACAUCUUCAGGGAAGGUUCGGUCAAGCUAAAGGCCCGCCUGCCCAGCACAGAGGGAGAGGAGAAGAAAGACAAACCAAUCCCAUUAUUACCAUCUGCCGCAAAGCCCGCCCAUUCCAACGUGACAGACUCACAGAAAGCAGAGGGGGACAGCAAAGCAAAAGUAAAAGAAUACUGCAAGGCCACAUUUGCAUUUGAAGCCACAAACCAAGAUGAGCUGACACUGAAAGAGGGUGACGUCAUACAGAUUUUGAGUAAGGACACAGGGGAGCCGGGGUGGUGGAGAGGGGAGAUCGGAGGUAAAGAGGGAGUUUUUCCUGACAACUUUGUGACUGUGAUGUCAGACGCAGACAAAGAGCCGGCUCCCACAUCAAGAGGAUCAGUCAAACUGUCUCCCAAGCAGGAAGCAGAAGAGAGACCCAAGAAGCCACCCCCACCAUCAAAAAGCAUAGCUCGCAAACCCGAGGUCCCGUUGGCUGACAAGAAGCCCCUGCAUCCGCAUCCUGAGGACCGAGGUGACAAGACAGAUCAAAAACUGUCAAAGCCUACUGCCCCUCUGGUCCCACCCAAGAAACCUGUCCCCCCGCCAGGCAAGAGUAAACCAGGCGUCCUCCCCCCAAAACGUCCAGACAAGCCUCUCGCACCCUCCCUAGGGGCCAAGCACAAUGGAGAGGUGCCUUCCACACUUCCAAAGUCUGAUUUUGAGCCAACGUUACCCAGCAAACCAAAAACACUGUUGGGUGACUGGGGGGACAAAGCCCUUGACAUGGACCUGAUGAGCUUUGAUGAUCUGUCAUCUACCUCUGAGAAGCUGUCUCACCCCACCGCUAACAGACCAAAGAUGGCUGGAAAGAGGCUUCCCGCUCAGUUUGGAGGAGGCCACUCUCCAAACAAGGACAUCAGCGUGGAGAAAACCUUCAUGUUUGACGAAGAGGACCGCCCCAAGCCAAAGUUGAUAGACGCAAGAAAGCCAUCCAUGCCCAGCUCACACUCCCAGUCUCCCGUCCUCAAGCCCAGCCCAUCCCCGUCAGAGGGGCUCAAGGCCAGUGCGGCUUCAGCCCCUGGCCGCAGAAGUCCCAGCCCAGGCCCCUGCGCGGAGACCAAGCCCAAGGCAGAGCCAGAGGAGCGGAAGUCUGAGCUGCAGGACCUCCGAGGCCAAAUGAAAGAACUGCUGCUGUCUGUGGAGCUCCUCAAGACCCAGCAAAUGAGAGAGAUGGCAGAGCUGAGAAGCGAGCUGGACGAGGAGAGGUUGAAACGAGUGGCCCUGCAGAUGGAGAUAGAGAAAUUAAAGAAGAUGGUUCAUUCGACGUGAAGUCUGACCCAAUCAGCCUGGAACAUCAGUCACCUAUCGGUCUGUCUCUAAGUAGAAACAGGAAGGGGACGAUGGCAUUCCUAUAAUACUUUUAGUUAUCAUCAACCUAUUCCACAUUUGUAAGAUUUACAUUUUUGCACAUAUUAAGGUUUUCUAGUUCUAGAAAGGUGAUAAAUACAGAUGUAUAUGUUUUUUGUUACUUAGUUUUUUUUUUGUUUCUUUUUGUUUUGCCAACACAAACGAUCGAGGCCUUACUAACUACUGUGCUGGACUGGCAGUCUCUGCAUUCUCUAUGGGAAUGUGUGAGGGUUGCUCAAUACUACUGAUUCUGUACAAAGUGUUAGGGGAUUCCUUUUUGUUUUAUUUUUUUUAUGACUUGCAGGUAGUUGAUUUUAAAGAUGAUUCUGAUUUUCAGUUCAAGUAUCCAUAUUAGCCUCCUUUAGAUCAUAAUGAAUUAUAUUGUGAUAUGUUGCUAUAGCAACAGUGUUGUACUCCAUUGCUAUGGCAUAAGGGAUCAUUUUCUUUGGUUUUUUUUUUUUUUCUUCUAACAUUCCUAUCCAGGGUAACACUGUUGUGCCUGUUAAACACAUAUUAAAGUGUUAAUAUUGGGAGAUUACAUUUAUCAAACUGUUUAGACUUGCUGAUGAUAUAUAUUUGUAAGUUCUGACAAUGUGCUUAGACAUAUAGAGGGUCCUUUUUUCUUUUUCAUGUUGCUCUUCUUGUAAAGGUCACAUGGAACGGUUC
Molecule: messenger RNA, 3170 nt
Organism: Oncorhynchus mykiss (rainbow trout)
Lineage: Eukaryota; Metazoa; Chordata; Actinopteri; Salmoniformes; Salmonidae
Gene: cd2ap
Product: CD2 associated protein
Biological process (GO): cell migration; actin filament organization
Molecular function (GO): protein binding
Source: RefSeq, a predicted model, not a curated record